AUGGUCUCUUUUCUUUUUCACAUCUCACAGUCUCUUUUCUUCCUAAUAUCUCCUUGUUUUUCUUCUUCAUAUCUCCUGGUCUCUUUUCUUCUCCACAUCUUCCCGGUCUCUUUUCUUCUCCACAUCUUCCCGGUCUCUUUUUUCUUCUCCACAUCUUCCCGGUCUCUUUUCUUCUCCACAUCUUCCCCGGCUCCUUUUUCUUUCCACAUCUUCCUGGUCCUUUUCUUCUCCACAUCUUCCUGGUCUUUUCUUCUCCACAUCUUCCCGCUCUCUUUUCUUCUCUUCCCGCAUCUUUUUCCUCCACAUCUUCUUUUCUUCUCCACAUCUUCCCCCGCUCUUUUCUUCUCCACAUCUUCCCGCUUUCUUUUCUUUUCUCCCACAUCUUCCCGCUCUUCUCCACAUCUUCCCCGCUCUUUUUCUUCUCCACAUCUUCCCGGUCUCUUUUCUUCUCCACAUCUUCCCGGUCUCUUUUCUUCUCCACAUCUUCCCGCUCUCUUUUCUUCUCCACAUCUUCCCGCUCUCUUUUCUUCUCCACAUCUUCCCGGUCUCUUUUCUUCUCCACAUCUUCCCGGUCUCUUUUCUUCUCCACAUCUUCCCGGUCUCUUUUCUUUCCACAUCUUCCCCCGGUCUCUUUUCUUUCUCCACAUCUUCCCGGCCUUUUUUCUUCUCCACAUCUUCCCGCUCUCUUUUUUCUCUCCACAUCUUCCCGGUCUUUUUCUUCUCCACAUCUUCCCGCUCUUUUUCUUCUCCCACAUCUUCCCGCUCUCUUUUCUUCUCCACAUCUUCCCGCUCUCUUUUCUUCUCCACAUCUUCCCGCUCUCUUUUCUUCUCCACAUCUUCCCGCUCUCUUUUCUUCUCCACAUCUUCCCGCUCUCUUUUCUUCUCCACAUCUUCCCGCUCUCUUUUCUUCAUUAUAUCACCCUGAUCGAUUACAACUUAAUAUCUAACUGA
Acanthosepion pharaonis is the source of this 951-nucleotide messenger RNA. Lineage: Eukaryota; Metazoa; Mollusca; Cephalopoda; Sepiida; Sepiidae. The record is from the annotation of a GenBank genome assembly.